UUUGUAGGUGCGCUCGUUUGUGCUCAACCAAGAUAGAGCGCAAGCUGGGUACAGAGACUACUCGAAGCACUACGAUUUUCCUCAAUUAAAUCACAAAAAAUGGCUUUUAGGUUGAGCCGUUCGCUCCUUGCAUCGUCAUGGCUGUUUUCAGCAAUUAUUUUAACAGAUGCGGCUCCAAGUCGUCCAAACAUCGUUUUCAUCUUGACAGACGAUCAGGAUAACCAUAUGGGAUCCCUGCAACAUAUGCCGUCACUGCAGAAGCAUCUAGUUCACCAAGGCACCACGUUUGAGAGACAUUAUUGCUCUACUGCUAUAUGCUGUCCUUCGCGCGUUAGCCUUUGGACUGGACAACUGGCUCACAAUACCAAUGUAACAAACGUAAAUCCUCCAUGGGGAGGAUAUCCCAAGUUUGUCCAAAAUGGCUACAACGACCACCAUCUAGCCCUCUGGCUGCAACAAUCCGGCUACAACACUUACUACGUGGGGAAGCUCUUCAAUGCUCAUACCAUUGAUAACUACGACUCCCCUCAUGUUAGUGGAUAUACCCAGUCAAACUUCUUUCUUGACCCCUUUACGUAUCAAUACUACAAUGUCAGCACCACCAAGAAUGGGGCACCGCCAACCAACCCUGUUGGCAAGUACUCUACUGAUAUCGUAGCUGAGAGCGCCAAUGAAUUCCUCGACCAUGCUCUCCAGGACGACUCUCCUUUCUUUAUAACUCUCGCGCCAAUUGCCCCUCAUGCACUUGUGGGCGAAGGUUCUUUGGGGGGUUUCGAUCCUCCGCAAGUUGCGGAGCGGCAUGAAGGCCUAUUUCCUGAGUACAAGAUUCCCCGGACGCCAAACUUCAAUCCUGAUUCUCCAAGUGGUGUUAGCUGGGUAUCGAAACUUCCCAAGUUGAAUGAUACCAUUCUUGAUUAUAACGACGAGUAUCAGAGGCGGCGUCUCAGGUCUCUUCAGGCCGUAGACGAGAUUGUUGAAUCCGUUAUUGAUCGCCUUGAGCAAGCCGGCGUGCUGGAAGAUACCUUCAUAUUUUACACCUCCGACAAUGGCUACCACAUUGGCCAGCAUCGAUUACAUCCUGGCAAAACAUGUGGAUUCGAGACCGAUAUCAAUGUCCCUCUAGUCGUCCGCGGCCCUGGAGUCCCCGCUAAGAGAGUCACCCAAGUUCCCUCCUCCCACACAGAUCUCGCUCCAACAAUAUUGCGGAUAGCCGGCAUCGAAGUUGGCGAUAAGAAAUUUGACGGGACACCAAUUGACAUUCAUGGCAAGGACACUGAACCUCGGUCGGAACAUGCUGCUGUCGAGUUUUGGGGAUUUGGACUUGCAGAGAGUCUCUUUGGCAGGGAGAAUGGUCCACCCAUUUAUCUCAAUAAUACUUACAAGGGGCUUCGCAUUGAGGCAGAGAGUUAUGGAUUCUAUUAUUCCGUCUGGUGUAGCAACGAAAAGGAGCUUUAUGAUAUGAAGGCUGACCCAGGUCAACUACACAACCUCCUCUCCUCAAAAGAGAGGGAUAUUGACGCCACGAUUACCAUUGCUGGUAAACAAUGGCCCCUUGCGGGGGUCGCUGACCGACUGGACGCCCUGAUGAUGGUCCUAAAAUCCUGCAAGCAGCAAUCUUGCGCGCAUCCGUGGAAGAGUCUUCAUCCAUCAGGCGACGUCCGAAACUUUCACGAUGCACUCUCCACAGAGUAUGAUGAUUUCUACAGCGAGCAAGUGAAAGUGAGCUUCACCAAUUGUGAAGCCGGCUACAUCAUUGAAUCGGAAGGGCCCCAAGGCUUCCAUACUUUUGAAGCUGGAGAGGGCCACGCUGACGGUGGAAUCUAUGAUAUACCGGAGCAACAAGUUUUGAUCAAUCCUGACUGGAGUCUUUGGGAAUAGAGUGUAUAGAUUGAGGAAUGGCCACGGUUAUGAUUGCGUACAUCCGCACGCAUAUAUAUAACUGUAGGAUCGUGAAAACCGCUAAUGACAGCUAUAUACCCGCCUCAGUAAUAGAAUACUUGAAUAAAACUAGAAUUUUUUCUUUAGCUGGCAAAUUUCAAGCUCAAGGAUUCACAUAGUCUCCUGGAAUCUUGUCUCGUCCCUCCACCUUCACCGUCUUGAACUUGUUCACAUCCACUCCAUGCAACGCCCGCGCAUUCACCCCGGUUCUCGUAUGCUGGUUAUCGUACAACCGGCGCAUAUUCCCCGUAAGCGCAGCAAUUUCUUCCUCAGACAGUUCAUUGUUGAACUGGUUCAUCAAGAUGACACCACAUAUCUUGCAGAAAACCUUGUCCAACAUGCCCGUGUUGAACCGGUACCUUCCGAUGUUGGCCUC
Molecule: messenger RNA, 2314 nt
Organism: Trichoderma harzianum CBS 226.95
Lineage: Eukaryota; Fungi; Ascomycota; Sordariomycetes; Hypocreales; Hypocreaceae
Exons: 4
Coding region: 100-1878 (592 amino acids)
Biological process (GO): phenol-containing compound metabolic process
Molecular function (GO): N-acetylglucosamine-6-sulfatase activity; glycosaminoglycan binding; arylsulfatase activity
Source: RefSeq, a predicted model, not a curated record